Messenger RNA from Medicago truncatula (barrel medic), 1710 nucleotides. RefSeq names its product probable aminotransferase ACS10. Bases 36 to 1526 code for a protein of 496 amino acids. The record is from RefSeq and is a predicted model, not a curated record. NCBI's taxonomy places the organism in Eukaryota, Viridiplantae, Streptophyta, Magnoliopsida, Fabales, Fabaceae. Gene Ontology annotation, biological process: amino acid metabolic process; biosynthetic process. The transcript is spliced from 4 exons. Gene Ontology annotation, molecular function: pyridoxal phosphate binding; aromatic-amino-acid:2-oxoglutarate transaminase activity; L-aspartate:2-oxoglutarate transaminase activity.
GUCAAGUGAGUUGCCAAUGGUUUAGUGGGAAUGAGAUGAAAAUAAUAGUGCCUUUGCAAGGAGUUGUUCAAGGAACAGGGGGUCUUUUUUGGGGUUCAGUUAUUCCUUGCGCUCUUUUCUACUUUCUUCAGCUUUAUUUUAAGACACGUAACCGCCAAUCUCCUCCUUCUAACAACCUUCCGCCUCCGGAGCUUCCCGCCUUGUCACGCACUCUCUCACCUCGGAUCAGAGGUUCAACCGCCUCCGCUAAUAUUUCGGGUCGGGUCAAUUCCAUAAUCACAACAAACUCUCCUUAUUACGUAGGUUUAAACAAAGUCGCAGAUAAUCCUUAUCAUCGGAUUCAUAAUCCUGAUGGUGUUAUUCAGCUUGGUUUAGCCCAAAACACCCUAUGUGUGGAUUUGAUUGAAGAAUGGAUUCGUCACAAUGGAAGCGCUGCUAUAUUAGGGACACCAUCAAAUUGUGGUUGCCUCAGUAUCACUGACCUUGCUACUUACCAUGGAUUCAUGGACUUCAAAGUGGUUGUGGCUGGUUUCAUGUCUCAAGUUUUGGAAAAACCAGUUUUUUUCAACCCAUCACAUAUGGUGCUAACUGCAGGUGCUAUCCCUGCCAUUGAAAUUCUAAGCUUCUGCCUAGCAGAUAAUGGAAAUGCAUUCCUUGUUCCCACGCCUCAUAGUCCUGGCUUUGAUGAGGCUGUAAAAUGGCGAUCUGGGGUGGAUAUAGUAUAUGUUUCAUGUCGCAGCGCUGAUGACUUCAACAUAAGCAUAACUGCACUUGACCAAGCUUUCAACCAAGCGAAGAAACGCAGUCAAAAAGUUCGUGGAGUUAUAAUAUCAAACCCUUCGAACCCUGCUGGAAAAUUAUUAAAUCGAGAAACACUGCUUGAUCUUCUGGACUUCGCCAGAGAGAAGAACAUUCAUAUAAUCUCUAAUGAAAUAUUUGGAGGCUCUGCUUAUAGAAACGAAGAGUUUGUGAGCAUGGCAGAAAUCAUGGAAGCGGAAGAUCAUGAUCGGGGCAGAGUUCAUAUAGUGUUUGAUUUGGCAAAUGAGCUAUAUGUUCCAAGUUUUAAUGUAGGAGUUAUAUACUCCCACAAUGAGAAUGUUGUGGAUGCCUCCAAAAAAAUGGCACAAUUCUCAACUGUUUCUGCUCCAACUCAGCAAUUGCUUAUUACCAUGAUUUCAGAUACAAGGUUUAUUCAAGAACUCAUAAAGACUAACAAGUUGAGGCUGCAAAAAAUGUAUAAUGCAUUAGUGGAAGGAUUAGAGCAUUUGGGAAUUGAGUGCACUAGAAGCAGUGGCGGCUUCUGCUGCUGGGCUGACAUGAGUAGAUUCAUCCGUUCUUACAGUGAAAAGGGGGAACUGGAGCUCUGGGACAGAUUGCUGAAUGUAGCUAAGAUCAAUGUUACUCCGGGAUCCUCUUGUCACUGUAUUGAACCUGGAUGGUUCCGUUUCUGUUUUACUACAUUAUCUGAAAAUGAUAUUCCUGUAGUAGUGGAACGGAUCGGGAGAAUUUUCAAGACUACAAGUUGAUGUGGCAUCAAUUAUUUCUGCAAAUUUCAUUGGUUUAUUGAUUCUUUAUUCUUGUGAUUUAUUUGACAUCACUCAGAGGAAUAAUCACCUGUUUAUUUGUUUUGUAUAUUGCUCAAGAGGACGGGUAUGUUGAAAGUUGAUCAAGUUAAGCAGUAUGUGCAUAAAUCCAGAGUACAUUCAUGAA